UGAUGAACUCCAUUAGACAGUAUCAGCUACCGAUCCAGAAGUACAUUGCUAUGAUGGAACUCGAGGGGAGAAGUACAUUGCUAUGAUGGAACUCGAGGGGAGGAACACAAGAUUGUUCUGGCUUGAGAGGAGCAUUCAAGUCAUGGUUGUGAAUGAUGGUGAAUGUGACCUUGAGAUCAUGGAUGCCAGUUUGAGAUGAUGGUUUGAGAACUGGGGUAUUUUUAAUGUUCUGUCUAACAUCCUAUUAUGGAUUCAUUUCUUGGUUUAUAUUUUCUUGUUUGAGAAUAUUUAGAAGUUGCUACUAAUCGUUUAAAUAAUCUUUCUUGAUACCAGUAUGCUCGGAAUAGCAAGAUGGA
Linum tenue is the source of this 356-nucleotide messenger RNA. The record is from the annotation of a GenBank genome assembly. NCBI's taxonomy places the organism in Eukaryota, Viridiplantae, Streptophyta, Magnoliopsida, Malpighiales, Linaceae.